Anolis carolinensis (green anole) is the source of this 6146-nucleotide messenger RNA. RefSeq names its product mitochondrial rRNA methyltransferase 3 (gene mrm3). NCBI's taxonomy places the organism in Eukaryota, Metazoa, Chordata, Lepidosauria, Squamata, Anolidae. The transcript is spliced from 4 exons. Gene Ontology annotation, biological process: RNA processing. Bases 110 to 1330 code for a protein of 406 amino acids. The record is from RefSeq and is a predicted model, not a curated record. Gene Ontology annotation, molecular function: RNA methyltransferase activity; RNA binding.
UGUUACGUUGCCAGGAGCAACGGGAGCAACUCUCGCGAUGACUCCAAUGCCAAACGACUCCCUCAAGUCUUGCGAGACUUUCUUUUUGUAGCUGUUGCCCGUAACAAAAAUGGCGGCUCUUCUGAGGCGAAAGCUGGCUCCGCUGUUCGUCCUCGGGCAAAGAGGGGUGCGGGCGCUGAGGAGGAGCCCCGUCCGGGUGCUGCCCCCCGUUUCACAGCAGAGGGUCCUUCCCAGCGCCGCGCCGCCGCCUCCAUCCCGCUCCGGGCCCAAAGAGAAGCCCAAGGCCCAGGCUUGGGAAGAGGAACAGGGUCCCAGAGAGAGCGAACCACGCUACGAGAAGGCCGGGCCCGGAGACAAGAGGCUGAGCAAAGUGGUGACACUGGCCAAGUCGAGGGCCUUCCGUGAGAAGCACGGGAAGAUCCUUCUAGAAGGCCGGCGGCUCAUUUUGGACGCCUUGGAAGCAGGGGCUGCCCCCCAGACACUUUUCUUCAGCUCCACAGAGCACCUCAAGGAGCUGCCGGCCGCCAAGCUGAGAGGCGCCUCUCUCAUCAAGGUGAACAGCAAAGAUCUCAAGGACUGGUCAGAUGUCGUCACGUCUCAGGGAGCCAUUGGGAUCUUCUCCAGGCCAGAUCAUGCCAAAAUGACUUACCCCGAGGUCCCAGAAGAGCACCAGCUACCCCUCUCGCUCAUCUGUGACAAUAUCCGUGACCCCGGGAACCUGGGUACCAUCUUGAGGUCGGCAGCUGGAGCAGGAUGCAGCCGGGUGCUGCUUGUCAAAGGCUGUGUUGAUGCCUGGGAGCCCAAGGUCCUGCGAGCAGGGAUGGGGGCCCACUUCCGCCUCCCUAUUGUGUCCAACCUGGAGUGGGACCUUGUGCCCAACUAUCUCCUCCCCGAAAGCUGCGUCUAUGUGGCUGACGGCUCUCAUGCCGCCGGACCCCAAACAGACACUGGGCCACCGCCGCCCUCGCCCUCUAAGGCCUGCAGCCAUGGCUGGGUCUCCCGGUCCUCUGGGCUGAAACCCUGGGCAGAUUGGGACCGUGAUUUGGACAGCCAGGAGGAAGGGGAGGACGAGAAAACAGUGGAAGGUCAGUGCUGCUACGACCCAUGGAUGGACCUUUCUGUGGCGGUGGUGAUUGGGGGAGAAACCCACGGUGUGAGCGAGGAGGCCAUGCGCCUGGCGCAGGACACGGGGGGGAGGAGGCUGCUCAUCCCUAUCGCCCCUGGAGUGGACAGUCUGAACGCCGCCAUGGCCGCCAGCAUCCUGCUUUUCGAGGCCAAGCGCCAGCUGCGGUGGAUGCAGCAAAUCGAAACAACCCGUGUUUUGAAAUGAUGCUGAGGAAUACAUCACCCCAAACGACCUUGGAGGGCCCGCCAGUGACACUCCGCUCCCAUCGAAACGGCUCUUGCAUCUCCAAAGCAGGAGGAAAGGGGCAUAAGGUUAGUUACAAAAUAUGGUUUGCUGAAACCCGACUUCAGUAUUUGGCAGGACGGAUUCGGAUGCAGCAUGACCUGCGUGCCUCCCUUCCUUCCUCCUCCAACCCCAUACUGUUUGUUCAGGCCAGUUUGUGCCACUGCCUAGCUCUGCUAUCGCUUCCUUCUUUCAUUUCCAAUGCUGGGUGUGCAAACCCCUCUUUGGAAAAUAUGUGCCAUUUCCUAGAAUUUUUCCCCCUCCCCAUUUGUCUCAGAAGGCCUGCCAUCUCACACAGAUGGCUUCCAAAUGUGAAAAACAAUUGGCUUAUUUACAAGGUCAAAUGUUCAUAGAAUUUAAAAAAUGCUCAUUUUCUCUCUUGUCCAUGUCUUUUCCUCUUGGUGUCUGAGUGGGAGUAAUAUGUCAAAGCCUUAACAAUUCGCAAAACUAGGUUGAACUAACUUUCAGGUCAGGGAAAGUCUUUUUGUCAUAUGUUCUGUACCAAAAGGGAGACUUCUGCAUUAUCUCAAAGCUUGCCCAGCUAGGUUUAUAUCCCUAAAAAGGUAGUCUGAAAUGCUACUUUUGUGUUCAUAAACGUAUGUCAUUUGCCUUCAAAAGUUGUAGUGGUUUGAGUCAAAGGCUAUGGCUUCCACUGUAGGAACAAACCUUUGGUCUGUUUGUCUUUGGAAACGAGUUAAAGACCCCAAACAACAAAGUCAACUUAUCAUUAUUUUUUUUGAGGGGGGGUGUUAGCCAGAUUUGUUCAAAGCCUUUGCCACUGCCUUCCUCAGAGGCUGAGAGAGUAUGACUUGCCCAAAUUGGGUAUUUCAUCGAAACCCAGUCUUAAAUUAAAAAAACCAUUUAAACUCACUGGCUCAUCCAUAUUGUUUUCAGUUAGCAACACAGUAAUAAAAAAAACAUUCUGGGUAAGGGGUUGGACUGGAUAGCCCAUGAGGUCUCUUCCAACUCUGAUUCUAAGUGCAUUUUUGCCACGAGAUGGCAGUAUAUUUAUGUACCGUAUUAGGAUUCCCAGUCAUGAGGGUGGAGUUGAAGACAUGUCACAGCAACAAGAUUUUGUGCCAAAAAAGAAGGUGGGAUGUGGAAAAGGCAUCCUGCCGGAAAUUGAGUCACAUAGUUAACACCUAAAUAUGCUUUGUAACACUCAAAUAUCCUACCUAUAAAGCAGAAUCGGGCCCAUUAGACCUCAAGUAAAAUAGGAAAUGGCAAAAGCCCACUUUCUCUGCGCUGAGGUCAAACUAAAUGCCCCCAAAAAAUCAGAUGAGGCUGCAAAGUUUGCCCAGCCCACGCUUGUAACAUUUGGGUAGUAGGUUUUUCAAUCCAGGUAAAAGGGAAAAAAACAGCUUAACAUUAAGGAAAGGGAAGCAUCUUUUCUCUAAAACAUGCUAAACUGUAGUCUUAAGUUUCAUUGCAUUUGUUGCAAACCACGCCAAUGACAAGUUCGGUUACCAGAAUGGUUUUUAUUACAAAUUUCCCAUUGCCAUGUACAGUUUUUUACCAUUUCCCCACUGCCUGCUUUGAGUACAAAUAGGGUGAUCAUGGAAGAGGAAAGGCGAAAGGGGCAAAAUACCCAAAAUAAUCCUGGGAUUCAAGGCUAGUUUCAUGAUCCUGAACAUCCAACGGGACUUUGGAUUCUGUGCUUCAAUGAUGACAGCUGUGUCUAAAGUUACCCCCCACUUACCUUUUCUGCUAAGUCUUUGGACACAAUAUACCUCUCCCUCUUUCGCUACUUUCAACCCAGAAGCGAGAAAAGUUCGACAAGGCAAAGAAAUAGAAACCGGCGUCAAAGAGUCCAAUCGGCUGUAAGAUCCUGGCUUAGCUUUGGGGCUGAAAUGGAAAAAUGGCCCACCUUCUGAAGAUUUCUUUUGUUGUUGACAUAUGGGGAAAUGUGGGUGUAUGGUUCAUGAGGGUGCUUCUUUUUGUCGCAGAGAAGUUGAAGGACAUUUUCCCCUCGAACAAAAGAAACUCGACAGCAACAAGUUGCAUCAGUCAAUGCAGACAUACUUCUUUCUUAGCCACUACUGGGCGUAUUGCUUUGUCUCGUAUGGGUUUGGGGCACGGUGAACCCCAAGCGUUGCUGUAUUUAAAGCGAGGAUGACAUCCCUGUGAGAAGAUCUCUCUGAUGCGUUGAAGCCCAGACACAAGGAGCCUCCCCGUAUCUUCAGCACCUUUAGAAGAGUCGAAUCGAGAGGAGUAUUUUUCGAAAGACUGUUGAGAUAAAGAGUUGGGUUUCUGCACCGAGUUUGGCAAUUAUUAUUCUUUUAAAUAAAGUCCAAGGAGGGAAAGCGCCACUCCGCUUUAGAUGGGUUCGGGCUUCAGUUUGUCCACCAGAAAGUCGUUCACAAAGGCCUCGACGAUGUCGGGCGUGAUCUCCUCCACGUCCAUGACGUACUUGGCGCGAGCCGACAUGUCCAGGAUGGUGAGGAGCGGGGCGGCCUCUGGGAGGUUGGUGUAAUCCCGCAAGGAGUCAGUCAUGUCGUCCUACGGAAAUACGAGCAAAGAGAAGGAACCUGAUUAAACCGCUUCUGGAAAGGCCAAGAAAGAAGCCCAUUUCUAUUAUAAGGGCUUUUCAGACCUUUCUCAUCCUCUGUCUAGCUAGGUUUUUUAGCAGCAUUAGGAGAAUUGGUAAAAACAACAAUUUAUGUGAUCAGGCUGCAGCGUUAUAUCUGUAAUAAAGUGUCAGCUAGAAAAGAAUGGGGUUCUAGUCCAGCCGAUCGGUUUAAACCAAUGGUUCACAAUCUUUGGGCCUCCAGGUGUUUUGGACUUCAACUCCCAGAAAUCCCAGCCAAUUUACCAGCUGUUAGGAAUUGUGGGAGCUGAAGUCCAAAACACCUGGAGGCCCAAAGUUUGGGAAUCACUGGUUUAAAUAGUGGCUGCAUCCCUUCCUGAAUAAAUGCAAAGAGCAAAACAUGGCAGAAAAGGGGAGUGCAGACAUGCCUGCCCCGUCCACCAACAUGUUUAAAAAGCAUGUAGGAAUUGUAAGGUAUCUAUUGCUAGAUCCUAAUAAAAGGGGAAAGCUGUCGCCAGGCUCCUCUUACAAGCCACUGUCAACAAUCCUGCCUCCUAGCCCUGCCUCUUGUCAAUCAAGACACAAUGGAAACCUGGGUCAGGGCUGAAAAUGACCCACUGCCAAGAAAAAAAAAGUUAAAUUCCCUGCCCUCUAACAGAGGUGAAACCUUCUCCUACUUUUAUAUCAGAGGUGAAGGAGACCAUAAAUGCAGGAGUCUUCUGGAUAACCAUGGGACCUAGUGAUGCAGGGGUUUGAAUGUUGGAGCAAGACUCCAGAGACCAGAGGUCAAAUCCCCGCUGGCUAUAGAAACCUAACAAGUAUAUCCUUGGAGAAGGUGGCAAACAGAACAUUUCUCUGAAUAAAUCAGAGAAUAGCCCAUAAUAGGCUUGAAUUAAGCUGGAAGUAAGUCUCUUCGUCCAAGGCUCUUUGUCCAACAGGGUCGGCAGCAGGUCAACUCCCAGGAGAAGGGUCUCUCACUGACCCACAAAAGGUGUUCAUCCACCUACUUGCUUCUCUAUCCUUUAUUGAUUUUAAAGGAGGCAUAUGCUUAGAAUACAAAUAAACACAAAACGCCAGCUCCACCUUGCCAGCCACAGCACCCAUAAAUCAAGGUGGGGCACUCCCCCUUCGAGAAGGUGAUGAAUGGGUCAUUCAGGGGUCUGUCGAGAGGAGGAGCCGCCGGCAAGCAGAUGGCGCUUGGGAAUGAAUGAAGGGCAGUGUUGUUUUGUCCCGGUUUUUGUGAGAAAAGGCUUGAAAAAUGGAAGGCUUGAGAAGGGGAGGAAUACAUUUCCCCACAUCGAUUUGGGAAGGCUUUUUUUUAGGGGAGGGGCAGGACCUUUGUUUUGGAGCCUGCUUUUCCCAACAAAGGGGUACAUUCAGACGUCCCAGAGGUGGUGGGGUGGCAAAGGAAUCCCUUAUCCAGAGCCAAAAAAAGAUUUCUGGAAGGCAAAGGAGUGCUGUCUGCAUCUAUUUUAGGUCAUUGCUUCUUCCAGGCUCCAAACAUCGGAAAGAUAAUGCAAAACUAUUUUCUAGCGGGGUUUGUUCCCAAAGUAUUGGAAGACACUCUUGUUUUAAAAGCCAUUGUAAUAUACAGUAAUUGUAUCUUAACUGCUUUAGGGUAUAUGUUGUAAUGUUUUACUCAUGUUUUAGUUUACUAUGUCUUAUUGGAUUGUUUUUAUUAUUUUGAUCUCAAUGCUAAAUAAUAAUAAUGAUAAUAAUAAUAAAAACAAUCCAAUAUUAUUUUCAUCUCAAUGCUGGAGCCUCUGGUGGCCUAGGAGAUAAAAGCCUUGUGACUUGAAGGUUGGGUUGCUGACCUGAAGGCUGCCAGGUUCAAAUCCCACCUGGGGAGAGCGUGGAUGAGCUCCCUUUAUCAGCUCCAGCUCCAUGCGGGGACAUGAGAGAAGCCUCCCACAAGGAUGGUAAAACAUCAAAACAUCAGAGCAUCCCCUGGGCAACGUCCUUGCAGACGGCCAAUUCUCUCACUCCAGAAGCAACUUCUUCGUGCUCCUGACACGAAAAAAUAAAUAAAUCUCAAUGCUUAAUUUUUUGUUGUUAAGUUUACUGUUGUUACGGUGCAUUAUGUUGUAUUAUUUUGAUGUGUUUGUACUCAUCUGAGGCACUGAAUGUUUGCCUUUUUGUUCAGUGUCUGUAAACCAUCCUGAGUCCUUUCAGGGAAAGUGGGUGGUCUAGAAAUAAAGUUUUUUAUUAUUA